AUGGCUAUACUCAAGGAUCAGCCGGCGCUGGCUUCUGAAGCGGUGGAGGCUUCAGCUGAUGCUGCACCGAUGCGACUUGCGAGUCGGUCCCUAUUACAGCUGCAAGCGGCUAUUGGUGCGGACAAUUGGAGGAAAAGGCGGCCUGGAAUCCUGUAUGCCGGCAAACUCUACAUGGCGCAUGUAUCUAUCAUGGAUGUGGCACGCAAAGCCGGGGUUUCAUUGCAGGCAGCGAGCUUGCUUCUUCUUCGGGCGCAAGAGGCACAGCACUGCGAGGAUGAAGACCUGAAUUGGACGCAGGAGGUUCUCAACAAGCUGGAGUGGCUGCAUGGCGACGAGGACCACGACGGCGAGAUGGCAUGA
Molecule: messenger RNA, 360 nt
Organism: Symbiodinium sp. CCMP2592
Lineage: Eukaryota; Dinophyceae; Suessiales; Symbiodiniaceae
Source: the annotation of a GenBank genome assembly